AUGGCGUCUCUAAAAUCCCGUUUGGAGCAUUCAGUCACUGCCAUUGCUCUUAGAUCGUAUCUUGCUGAGUUCAUCUCUACAUUCUUCUUCGUCUUUGCUGCUGCGGGGGCAACAAUGUCUUCGAGGAAAAUGAUGCCGGAUGCAGCAUCGGAUUCGUCGAGUCUGGUAGCAAUUGCUGUUGCGAAUGCGUUUGCUCUAUCAGUUGCAGUUUACAUUUCUGCCAAUAUUUCCGGGGGCCAUGUGAAUCCUGCUGUUACAUUUGGAAUGGCUGUGGGAGGCCAUAUUAGUAUUCCUAUGGCUAUUUUCUAUUCGAUUUCGCAAAUGUUUGGCUCUGUUAUGGCAUGCCUGCUAUUAAAAGCAACCACCGCAGGACAGCAUGUUCCAACUCAUGCAAUAGAACAUGAAAUGACUGGUUUUGGAGGUGCAGUGCUAGAGGGUGUUAUGACUUUUGCAUUGGUGUACACGGUUUACGUAGCCUCGAACCUGAGGCCGGUUUCUGGAGGUGCCAUCGGCCCCUUGGCAAUUGGGCUUAUUGCAGGGGCCAACGUUCUUGCAUCAGGACCGUUUACCGGUGGAUCCAUGAACCCGGCCUACUCGUUCGGUUCAGCCAUUGUUGGAGGGAGUUUUAAGAAUCAAGCAGUCUAUUGGGUUGGACCCUUGAUUGGAGCAGCCAUUGCUGGGAUUUUACAUGAUAAUGUAGUCUUUCCUGCUCCAGUGCCUGAUCCCUUUAGGGGAAAUGCAGAUGGAGUGGGUGUGUAA
Messenger RNA from Fraxinus pennsylvanica, 759 nucleotides. Lineage: Eukaryota; Viridiplantae; Streptophyta; Magnoliopsida; Lamiales; Oleaceae. The record is from the annotation of a GenBank genome assembly.